AUGCUCACUGUUUCCAACUGGAAAACUUUCAUUGAAUUGAUUCAAUUUGGCGGUGGAGCCAUCGGUGUAUUUUUAAAUUUUUCUCUAAUUCUCCUCACAUACUUUCGCUCUCCUCCACAUCUUGGUGCUUAUAAGUACCUAAUGUACUAUAUCUCGGGGUUCGAAAUCCUUUAUGCAAUCCUGAAUGCAAUAGUACAGGGUCAUCUUUUCUCCCAUGGCCCCGCAUUUAUCUUUUUUCGAAAUUUAAAACAUUCCUAUUUCGGAAGAGCGAAAGGGUUUUAUCUUCUAGUUGCCUAUUGUGGCUCUUUUGGUUUAUCCAUCGCUUUGUUCGGUGUACACUUUAUAUAUCGAUAUGGAGCUGUGGAUAAUGUGUUUCGAAAAAAGUUUUUGGGUGGGAAGAAAUUGCUAAUGUUAUUUUUGCUGCCUAUUUUCUAUUGUGUUUGGUGGUGCUUGGUGGUUAUCAUAUGCUAUCGAUCAAGUUCCAAAUCUGAUGAUUUUAUGAGAAUUCCUUUUCUUGAAAACUACGACACCAGAGUAGAGGAGAUCUCCUACGUCAUGAUCUGGUUUCAUAUCGCCAACGACGAAGGAAUCCUGGAACCAAGAUGGCCCACUUUCAUCGGUAUUGCUAAUCUAUGGUUCAUGGUGACUUCCUCGUUUGUCUGCGUCAUUUUCUUUGGAAUCAAGUGUUAUAGAAAAAUCACAAAGGCGUUGAAGCAUUCGAAAAUGUCGAGUUACUACGCCAGAUCAAUUCAGAAGCAGCUGUUUCAAGCAUUAGUACUACAGACACUUGUCCCAGUGGUUCUAAUGUACGGUCCUGUUGGAAUCUUAUACAUGUUCCCAAUGCUCAAUAUCGAAGUUGGAUUUAUCAGUACCUUUGUGACAGCUACUGUUGAAGUGUACCCUGCUGUGGACCCAUUACCAACUAUGUUCAUUGUCGACAAUUUCAGAAAAACCAUAUUGUGUAAGAAUAAGAGAAAAAUAGAGGAUCUUGUAAAAUCCGGAGAUCAAUCUCAAAAUAGUUUAAGUAAAAGUUUCAGGUGGCUGCCGGAGCCCAAGCAAGAAGGUGGAAGUUCCAGAAUUGCAGAAUCGGGACAAAGCUGUUUCUUAUUGUUAGCUACCUGUAUCUCCGUCAUCCCUACAGUAACCAGCUGA
Messenger RNA from Caenorhabditis briggsae, 1152 nucleotides. Gene Ontology annotation, molecular function: G protein-coupled olfactory receptor activity. The record is from RefSeq and is a predicted model, not a curated record. The transcript is spliced from 3 exons. The coding region runs from base 1 to 1152 and encodes 383 amino acids. Gene Ontology annotation, biological process: olfactory behavior; G protein-coupled receptor signaling pathway. NCBI's taxonomy places the organism in Eukaryota, Metazoa, Nematoda, Chromadorea, Rhabditida, Rhabditidae.